Molecule: messenger RNA, 1499 nt
Organism: Chinchilla lanigera (long-tailed chinchilla)
Lineage: Eukaryota; Metazoa; Chordata; Mammalia; Rodentia; Chinchillidae
Gene: Tmem80
Product: transmembrane protein 80
Exons: 4
Coding region: 489-1121 (210 amino acids)
Biological process (GO): non-motile cilium assembly
Cellular component (GO): ciliary transition zone
Source: RefSeq, a predicted model, not a curated record
GCGCGGCCGAGAGGCUGCCGGGAUCGCGGCGGACCCGGCGGCAAGAUGGCGGUCGCGCGGCCAGGGAAAGGUUCCUCCUCGGUGGUAUCCUGCAUCAGCUGCAUCCUGCACCCUCUGUCGAGCCCUGGCUCUGGCAGGCUGCCCCUUGGGGCUGAUCACGGCCGGCAGCCAGCUCUCUGCCUUUUCCUUUCAUGCCCACCCCACCUUUUCCUUACAUUGAGAGGGAGGAGUGUUCUGACAGAUGAGAGAACUGGUCAGACUUCCUCCAACAGGGAUGUCUGGGCGUCAUCACCCACCCCCAGCCCCCGGCUCUGUUCCCUUUGUGAGACUGGUGCCCCAGGGAGGCUCCGCUCCCUGCCAAGGGCCACCAGGCAGAAAGAUGAAGACCUCCUAUUUUGGAUGGGCACAGACUUACAGAAUGAAAGCAAAAAAGUAUGCCAAGUUAGGAAACUAUUGGAGGACAUUUAACUGCCCCCAAGCUGAGAGAUAUGUUUGUUUCCUUGAAGAACAUGACAGUACUACUCUUUUUUCUAAUUUGUAGCAAGUGCCAGGUCAGGUCACCCAGAGCACCAGGUGGAGCUCCUACCAGUCCCCAGGGGCUCUGUGCUCCAACCUGUGCUCUGCUGGAGUGGGAAGGGUCCUGCCUUGCCUUUGUGCCCCCCAGGAGCUGGCAUGGCUGUGGAAGCCCAAGAAAGGAAGCCAGUGCUAGGCCUCCAUGGCCACCUGCAGGUGCCCAUCUGUCAGAGCCUGAACCAGACCUGCUUGUUUGUGGCCACAGGACAGAUGGCAGAACCAGCCUCUCUGGCUUAGCUGCCUGGACAGGUCAGGUUUUCAGCUAUCCUCACAACCGCCUGGGCCUGGACCUGGCACUGCUGUCUCUGAUGGGGAUUCUGGAAGCAGCAAGGCUGUGCCUGGGCACAAAGGGCAACCUGAUGGAGGCCGAGGUGCCGCUGGCCGCUAGUCUGGCCCUCACGGCAGGCAGCGGGCUGCUUUCCAUCCACUUCCUGCUCUGGCAAACCCUGGUGCUGUGGGCAGACUGGGUUCUCAGUGCCACACUCCUGGUGCUGCACAGCCUGGAAGCCGCCCUGCAGGUGGUAGCAAUCGCAGCCUUCAUCAGAUAGACCCACCCUGCCAGGACCCUCCCCAGCCUUCCACGUCCUGCCAGUGUGCCGUGGGUGGUUUAUCUCUGCAGGUGGAAGCAGUAAGGAGGGCAGAACACACCCUGUGGGAAUCCCAGAGGAGUCCACUCAGACCCUGUCAUGGUCCUGGCUGCGGCAGCGUUGACCACCAGGGCCCAGGGAGGGUAGAGCCCUUCAGACCUUUUUUUUUUUUUUUCCAGCUCCCUGGGCUCAAUCCCCAGUAUUGAAAGGGGGAAAAAAAAAGAUAACUGACUUUGUAGUAGGUUUCCUUCAUUUGUUGUGUAUUUUCUGUGUUUGAAAUAACAUUGUGUUCAAACAUCUACUUCUCACUGUAUUUUUAAAUAAAUGUUUAUAUCUCAA